Molecule: messenger RNA, 1270 nt
Organism: Magallana angulata
Lineage: Eukaryota; Metazoa; Mollusca; Bivalvia; Ostreida; Ostreidae
Exons: 4
Coding region: 348-761 (137 amino acids)
Source: RefSeq, a predicted model, not a curated record
UCCGGCACACUGCGGCCACGCACCUGCUACUGUGACGUCGUGUGACGUGUUACAUUGGGGUGGAUUAUUUGUCCAAUUACAUGUUGCCAUUGCUAUUGGAAGUUGUAGCAAGUUAGCGCCUGGCCGCAGCUCCUGUGCGGUGAUCGGGGGCGUUCUAGAACUACUAAUCCACGCUUAGAAAACACAGACUCCCAGAGCAGGGGGAAAUACCAGUGAUCGCGGACAGGCCUGACUUACGACAAUUUAAGGACCGUUAUUUUUUUUAAUUGUUUAACUGUGACUUUCAUUAGUGCUCAUCGAGUGCAGAGAUUUACGUUAUCUAAGGGACAGAGACCAUACGAUAGGAAAUGCGAAAUCCGUCUAGCUUUGUGUUGUUCAGUGCUACUCUAUGUGUAUAUUUCACUGUACAGAUUUCCUCGGUCUCAGCAUCAAAAUGCAAAGGACCUUGGGCAAACCACAUGUGCUUUGGAGGAAAUGGAAAACGGUCGUGGUCACCGCCGGUACAGGAACCGGAAAUGAACAGAAAAGAUGACGAACUAGGAAGAACUAUGCUUAGAAAUGUUCUUUUAAAACGUUUAAACACUUAUCCAUCUAUGAGCAGUUACUAUAGCGACUCAGAAAGCUUUUAUCCAAUGGGCUCUGAUUUUACAGAGGAAGGCGAUUCAAUGAGCAGGGAAAACGAACUCCGACAGCUACUAAAGGAACAGAUAUUACGGAAGGAAAUGGCGGCGCUAGUUGGAGAUGACGAUGUGUAUGAAUAAUGAGUCACCCGAAGGGAUUGAGGCCCCCAAUGGGAGUUUACAACUUACUAAUAAAAGUAUACAAUAAACUUUAGCCAUGUGUUCUUUCUGUGCAGAUUUUGAAAUCCAAACAGUUGUCAAUUUAUAUAGUUAGCUGCCUGAGCCAAGUUCGAAAAAAAAUUCGAGAAAAAGAUUUUCCAAAGAAAGGACAUGUGAUAAGUCAACAAAACUUUAUUGUGCGGGAACGUGUUCGAAUUUAAAUGAACCUUUUCCCCUUAAUUAUUGAUUUAUCUUUAUCUGUAUGAGAGAGAGAGCGAGAGAGAGAGAGAGAGAGAGAGACAGAUAGAGAGAGAGAGAGAGAUUAAUCAGAUUUUCAUAAACAACAAUGAUUAUCGAACAGAUUUAUAGAAUAUUGACGAAACAGUUAUCUCUGAAUUAUUAAUCAUAAAAAAAGAUUUCAUCUUCAUUAUUGAUGUAAUUGUGAAACGCAACAACUCAAUAUAAGAUUCAAUAAAAAAAAACCCAACAGA